AUGUCGGGUCUUGAUUCUUUGCUGGAGUACAAUGAAAUUGUUAGGCAGAUGUUUGGUAAUGAAGAAGAAGCAUUUCAGUUUUAUAACAAAUAUGGUAAGCAUAAAGGAUUUAGUGUUAGGAGAAGCUACUGUGAGUGGGAUAGUGGCCAUAAUGAAAUUACCCUUCGGAAGUUUGUCUGCAGUCGUGAAGGUUUCCGGGAAGAGAAGGAGCUGAAGAGGGAGAGUAAGAAGCGAAGAAUCAGCGAUGAUCAGAAAGCUGAGAUUUUGGAGAUGCAAAUUUCUGGGAUCCGUAAAUACCAGAUAAUGGAUAUUAUGCAAAAGCAGUAUGAUGGAUACGAUAAGGUUGGAUAUACAAUGAAGGACCUGUACAAUUUCUGCCAUCGCAAUAAGGUGGAGACAGUUGCCGCUGGUGAUGCUCAAACAGUCAUCAGUUACCUCACGGAAUGCAAAUGUAGGGAUCCUGAUUUCUUUUUCCAAUACAAGACUGAUGGGGAAGGGCACCUGAAGGGACUACUCUGGUGUGACUGUCAAUGUCGGUUUGAUUAUGCAGCAUUUGGUGAUGUCGUCGUAUUUGAUAGCACGUACAAAACUAAUCGAUACAACCUGCCCCUUGUUCCUUUUGUUGGGGUGAAUCACCAUGGCAGCACUGUUCUCUUUGCAUCUAGAAUUAUUGCACAGGAGACUAUUGAGUCAUAUGUGUGGAUGCUAAGGACAUUCUCUGAUGCCAUGGCUCGGAAGCAUCCGGUUUCUGUGAUCACUGAUGGAGAUCUUGCUAUGCAGAGAGCAAUCAGGCUGGUGUGGCCGAAUUCAUCGCACAGGCUAUGCAUAUGGCAUAUUGAGCAGAACAUUGUGCGUAAUCUGCACGAAGAUGGCGUCAAGGAUGAUUUCAGACAUUUUCUUUAUGACUGUUGGUCCAUAGAAGAGGUUGGGAGGAAAUGGCUAGAAUUCUUGGAUAAACAUAAUGUUACAGAUAAGGAGUCGUGGCUGUAUCAGAUGUAUGAGAGGAGGGAAAUCUGGUGUGCUGCGUAUCAUGCUGGUAAGUGCUAUUUAGGACUGAGGAGCAACCAACGGAGUGAGAGCCUAAACUCUAGGCUUCAGGUACAUCUAGAUCGUAAAAUGACACUAUUUGAACUGGUACAGCACUUUGACCACUGCCUUUCACGGCUGCGUAGUAAUGAAGCGCAUCUGGAUUUUGAAGCAGAGAAUUCUGAGCCAUGCUUACAACCAGAUGCUUCAAUUAUUGAGAAAGAGGCUGCGAAAUCGUUCACACCAGGAGUUAUUUCCAAGGUGCAGUUCAGCAUAAGAGCAGCCAGCAAGUGUUUUAUGAUUGAGCACCUAGAUGGCUAUGAUAUGCAGACGUAUAUUGUUGGAAAGGUUGAUAAAGGAGACAAACAAUACUUUGUGAAAUGCGAGAUAUGUGUAGAUGAAGGCAAUGUGAAGGGAAUAUCUUGUUCUUGUCUUAAGUUACAAUCCCUUGGAACCCCCUGCUCACACAUCUUCUUUGUAUUGGGCUAUCGCGAAGAUCGCGAGCUUCCAGGAUGUUGUGUUUUGAAAAGGUGGACAAGGGGCGCCAAAGCUGCAUUCGCUCCUAUAAGGAAGAGCACCAUGUAUGACUACUCUGAUAGCCUACACAGGUACCGUGAGCUACGCAAUAUCAGUCACACGGCAUCCUUUGUAGCAUCUCGGUCGCUUGAAGCAUAUGAGUGUCUGAAACAUGUUCUGCAUGAGGAAGCUGCUAUGAUCCCACCUAAUGGAGGAGAUAACGGAGGCAACAGUUAUGGUCCAGUGCUGCCGCAAGCACAGGAUGUUGGUUCCACAGUGUCCACAAAUGUCUUGGAUCCCAUGCAUGUGCCUGGCAGAGGGGCCCCAAAGAAAAAGUUGAAGAAACAAAGCUCCCUGAGGAUGUGCUGGAUAUAUGAGUUACCAAUGAUCCGCUUGCUGUGGUCAGUUGACCUGAUUACCACAAUUACAAAGCUGAGCUCCUUCGCCUAG
Molecule: messenger RNA, 1992 nt
Organism: Sorghum bicolor (sorghum)
Lineage: Eukaryota; Viridiplantae; Streptophyta; Magnoliopsida; Poales; Poaceae
Product: protein FAR1-RELATED SEQUENCE 5
Exons: 4
Coding region: 1-1992 (663 amino acids)
Molecular function (GO): zinc ion binding
Source: RefSeq, a predicted model, not a curated record